CGCGCCGCACCCCGCGGCCGGCCGGGCUGGGGUAGGCGGGCAGGAGGCGGAGCCGCUAGACAGUGGCACAGGGUGGCCGCCUCGCGUAAGAUGGCGCCGGCUGGAGCGGCUGAGCUCUGAGCGGAGCGCGCGGCAGGCGGGCGCGCGCUCGCCCCUCCUCCCCUCGCCACCUCUAUGUUGUCGCUCUUGCCGCGGGCGGGGGCUGCGGAGCCGCUGUGAGGGAGGGAGCCCGAGCCUGCGUGCCUCAGCGCCGGCCGGUCGCGGGCAGGAGCGGGCGGCGCUGGUAACACCCGCGAGCGCAGAGCAGUGCCGCUCAGGUAAAGCCCGCCGCUCCCGUCCCUUCAGCAGGAGGAGGCUGCUGUGGGUGGGGGCCGCUUCGGCUCUUGCCUGCUUGGCGGCGGCUGCGGCUCCGGUCUCCAUGUCGGACAACCAGAGCUGUAAUUCCUCCAGCUCCGAGGAGGACCCCGAGACCGAGCUUGGGCUGCCUGUUGAGCUCUGCGGGGUGCUCAGCAAGUGGACCAACUACAUUCAUGGGUGGCAGGAUCGAUGGGUAGUUCUGAAAAGCAAUACACUCAGUUAUUACAAGUCUGAAGAUGAAACAGAGUAUGGCUGCAGAGGGUCUAUCUGUCUGAGCAAGGCUGUGAUUACACCCCAUGACUUUGACGAAUGCAGAUUUGACAUUAGCGUAAACGAUAGUGUUUGGUACCUCCGAGCUCAGGACCCAGUCCACAGACAACAGUGGGUAGAUGCAAUAGAACAACACAAGACUGAGUCCGGCUAUGGAUCUGAGUCAAGUUUACGACGCCAUGGCUCCAUGGUGUCGCUUGUUUCUGGAGCAAGUGGAUACUCUGCAACAUCCACCUCUUCGUUCAAGAAGGGCCAUAGCUUACGCGAAAAGCUUGCAGAAAUGGAAACCUUUAGAGAUAUCUUGUGUAGACAAGUUGAUACUUUACAGAAAUACUUUGAUGCCUGUGCAGAUGCAGUUUCCAAAGAUGAACUCCAGAGAGAUAAAGUGGUAGAAGAUGAUGAGGACGAUUUUCCUACAAUGCGUUCUGAUGGGGAUUUUUUACAUAACAGUAACAGCAGUAAGGAAAAAUUGUUUCCACAUGUGACACCUAAAGGAAUUAAUGGCAUAGACUUUAAAGGAGAGGCUAUAACUUUCAAGGCAACUACUGCUGGAAUCCUUGCUACACUUUCUCAUUGUAUUGAACUCAUGGUAAAACGUGAAGAAAGCUGGCAGAAGAGGUUAGAUAAGGAGGUAGAGAAAAGGAGAAGAACUGAAGAAGCGUACAAAAAUGCUGUGACAGAACUGAAGAAAAAGUCUCACUUUGGAGGGCCAGAUUACGAGGAGGGUCCUAACAGUCUGAUUAAUGAAGAAGAAUUUUUUGAUGCUGUUGAAGCUGCUCUUGAUAGACAGGAUAAAAUGGAAGAACAGUCUCAAAGUGAAAAGGUUAGAUUACACUGGCCAACAUCCUUACCUUCUGGAGAUGCUUAUUCUUCUGUGGGGACUCAUCGAUUUGUCCAAAAGCCCUAUAGUCGCUCUUCCUCCAUGUCUUCCAUUGAUCUAGUCAGUGCCUCUGAUGAUGUUCACAGAUUCAGCACCCAGGUGGAAGAAAUGGUACAAAACCACAUGACGUAUUCCUUGCAAGACGUAGGAGGAGAUGCCAACUGGCAACUAGUGGUAGAAGAAGGAGAAAUGAAGGUAUACAGAAGAGAAGUGGAAGAGAAUGGAAUAGUUUUAGAUCCUUUGAAAGCAACCCAUGCUGUUAAAGGAGUAACAGGUCAUGAAGUUUGCCAUUACUUCUGGAAUGUUGAUGUUCGUAAUGACUGGGAAACAACAAUUGAAAAUUUCCAUGUUGUGGAAAACUUAGCUGACAAUGCAAUCAUCAUUUACCAAACACAUAAGAGGGUGUGGCCAGCUUCUCAAAGGGAUGUGCUGUAUUUAUCAGCCAUCAGAAAGAUACCAGCAUUCAGUGAAAAUGACCCUGAAACGUGGAUUGUGUGCAAUUUCUCUGUGGAACAUGACAGUGCUCCUCUGAACAAUCGCUGUGUCCGUGCCAAAAUAAAUAUUGCUAUGAUUUGUCAGACCUUAGUAAGCCCACCAGAGGGGAACAAGGAAAUAAGCAGGGAAAACAUCCUAUGCAAGAUUACAUAUGUAGCUAAUGUGAACCCAGGGGGAUGGGCGCCAGCGUCAGUGUUACGGGCAGUGGCAAAACGAGAAUAUCCAAAAUUCUUGAAGCGUUUCACAUCAUACGUGCAAGACAAAACUGCAGGAAAGCCUAUUUUAUUCUAGUAUUAGCAGCAACUGGAACAAGACUGGGUGAGCAUUCCACGUUGGAGAAGUGACCACGCAUAGAGCACUCCGUGGUGUGGAACAAAGGAUCUACAGUCUUUUUAUGGCCAAAGUUCUAGGCUUUGUAUCCUGAAGCGAAGAAGUGUUUCAACACCAUGAGGCUGAAUAUUUAACACUAGUUCUCUCCUGCUAACUUUUCUUGCUGAAUCAGUGUGUAACUAUAAAUACAUGUAUUGAUAACAUGUAUAUGGCUCUCUUUUUAUUUGCUUGCUUUAGAAGAGGAAGAACGUGUACAACUUUGAGUCACCAAUGUGAGUUACUGCUUUAACAAGUUGCAGAAUGUCACUGUCAGCCUUCCUAAGAUACAAAGUUUUUGUGCAUGUCAAAAAAGCACAAAAGACAAAUGCACAUAUAGCAUACUGUAUGUGCUUUAUAUGCACAAAAAUCUUGUGGCAUUUUGGGGGGGCGGGGAGGAAGGGAGGGAGGUGACUUAUUGCCAGGUUUUGUUUUGCUUUGUAUAAUCAUAGUUAAUUGCUGCUGGUUUCUAUAAUGAAUCAUCUUGUUACAUAAAAUGUCAGUUAAUAACUGAGGGCUGUCAAUAUCCUUAUGACUUUGCCUUUUCUAUUGUCUUACUCUUAUGACGAUCUUUUGUUCUGAAGGAGUAAGAGUGUGAAAAGCUUUAUUUUUUUCCAGAUACCUUUAUAUUUCUAUUGUAUUUUUAGUUACGUAAUAUAUGCUACAGAAUUUUUGUCAUUAAACAUGAUCCAGAAACAUCUAGGAAGAUUCUGUAUGAGAGGGCAAGAGACUGCCUGAAAGCUGGAAGUCAUCUGUCCAUGCUACAUGUGGACUGCUUUCUUGCAUGAUAUAUCCAGGCCUUUCCCGAAGCUGUGAGAAGGUACACUGUAAUAUUUAUUUGAAUACAUGAGACACCAUUCCCUGUCUAGAGUGAGGAUGAGUACAUUCUUUUCAGAUCCUGCAUGUAUUUUCCUCGCGUAGAAAAUUAUUUGCCUCUUGAUGAAAAACCCACCAGGGCUGUAAGGAUGUGUAGUUCUUACUGAAAAGUUCCCUUUAGUUGCUAUGGGAAGUGUCAGUUGUUUGCCUGCCUUUGCUUCUGGAGAGAAGGUCAUGAGGAGAGGACUGUGGCAGACUGUUCCUGACUUUGAGGUCUUGUAUCCAUAUCCCAUAGUUGGAAGCUCUUCAGAGACUGCUCAGUGUUUUGCUAACUUGCAUUAUCUUGAGGGGAAAAAAGUUUCAGAUAUAUUUUUUUCAAAAGAAAGAUGAAAGUUUUAUUUGAUAAUAGUACAGUAGGUGCCUGAAAAUAAAUAUGAUAUAGUAACUUAAUGAGGAGUUGGUAAGUGAUUAAAUGCAAUCUGCAUAGUGUUGAAAAAGUUUGUGUUCAUCUUCUCUAGAGAUGAAGUUGUACUUAAGACACAAUUACACAUGCAUGCAGAUUUCAUGGUCCAUAACUCUCUUUAUUUGCCUUUCUCUAAAAGUGUGCAUGGAAUAUGCCUUAUUACAGAGUUAUUCUGUUAAUUUGAAUAUGUAGAAAAGUGCCUAUAUGGUAAUGCUAGUAAGGCAAAUAAGAUGAAAAUUUGUACAUGUUUACUAUAUCAACAGUGAGCAUUUUGUAUAGAGAUAUUAAAAAAAAAAAAGGAA
This is a messenger RNA of Colius striatus (speckled mousebird), 3949 nucleotides long. It is a transcript of the gene CERT1, whose product is annotated as ceramide transporter 1. The coding region runs from base 419 to 2293 and encodes 624 amino acids. The transcript is spliced from 18 exons. Gene Ontology annotation, cellular component: Golgi apparatus. Gene Ontology annotation, biological process: ER to Golgi ceramide transport. The record is from RefSeq and is a predicted model, not a curated record. Lineage: Eukaryota; Metazoa; Chordata; Aves; Coliiformes; Coliidae. Gene Ontology annotation, molecular function: phosphatidylinositol-4-phosphate binding.